This is a messenger RNA of Uloborus diversus, 402 nucleotides long. RefSeq names its product piggyBac transposable element-derived protein 3-like. The transcript has a single exon. The coding region runs from base 1 to 402 and encodes 133 amino acids. The record is from RefSeq and is a predicted model, not a curated record. NCBI's taxonomy places the organism in Eukaryota, Metazoa, Arthropoda, Arachnida, Araneae, Uloboridae.
AUGACACAGACAGAGAGAGGGACAUAUGACUUCCGUUACAAUGGGAAGAAUUUUGUCUGCCGCUGGAAUGGUAUUUCUGUGGUAACUGUUGCUUCAAACUAUGCUACACAUGAGCCAAUUUCUAAAGCAAAGAGAUACUCAAGAAUAGGAAAGAAAAGAGUUGAGAUACCUCAGCCGGCUCUGAUUGAGAGAUACAAUGUAGGAAUGGGCGGCGUUGAUCUAUUAGACAGACUCUUAGGAAGUUACCGUCCACAGCUUAGGAGCAAAAAAUGGUGGUGGAACUUAUUUUCUAAUGCUUUAAAUAUGGGAGUAGUAGCAAGCUGGUUGAUACACUGUGAAAUCCACAAAGGCAAAGGUUGUCGCACCUCCAAUUCCACCGCAACAUCACAAUGGCUUUGCUAA